Molecule: messenger RNA, 2375 nt
Organism: Rhodofomes roseus
Lineage: Eukaryota; Fungi; Basidiomycota; Agaricomycetes; Polyporales; Fomitopsidaceae
Product: P-loop containing nucleoside triphosphate hydrolase protein
Exons: 9
Coding region: 99-2375 (758 amino acids)
Molecular function (GO): 5'-3' DNA helicase activity
Source: RefSeq, a predicted model, not a curated record
GAGCUUUGACCAUCGCCGCAUCCAUUAUCCCGUGCUGGACCGUUGAGACGCCACACGCGUUUCUUCGAGCCACCAUCCCAGGUUGACUCUCAUCCACCAUGGCUCCUCCCCCGCUGCAGCGCAUCAUCACCCAGAAUUUCAUUGAUAAACAUCAGCCACCUAUUCGACAGGAGACGCUGCUCGAGGCUAGCCUAACGGACGAGUUCCUUGACGAGUUCCUGAAGAGCGCACCCACAUUCCCGAAUCCCAUCCGUGUCGGCAUUGCGCCCGCGUAUGGCCCUUCCGACCAGCUUCUUGCGAUUGCUCUUGCGACAGAGUCGCGCGUCCUAGUCAUCCAGCUCCAGAAGAGCAAAGGAGACACGCUGUAUAGAGGUCGCGGGGUACUGCUCACCAAAGUCCUUUCCAACCCCGACUGCCUACUCUACGCCUUCAACAUCGGCCAGCUCGCCAUUUCCCUCUUCCUCGACCACGGCUUGCGCAUCGUGAAUGGGAUCAGCGUCCAGGGCAUCUGCCCGGAGAGCCAGGAAAAGAUCGUGUCGCCCUUCGCCGCUGUCAAGUUUGCGGUCGGCGAUCAGUGGCCGAUCUACGAGGAGAACAUCAAGGCUGCCUUCCGGGAAAAGCUCUGGGACCCUAAGCCGGCUCGACAGACGUCUCUUGCACUCAAGGCCUGGCUGGCCUGCUUCCUGCCGGCCAUCCCAAACAUGGAGGAGCAGUUCAACACUGUCAAGCGGGUCAACACCAAAGAUAAGAGCGACUCCGAGCUCGCGCAGAUCGCGUCGAUCGCGCGGGCUGAUCAGCGCCUCGCCUCGCAGCGGCCGACCACGUCCGCGAACGAGUUCAGCGGACCGUCCGUGAAUCGGAAGAAACUCAACGUCCGGUCAGACAGAUACCAAACGAGGAUCCAACGAGAGACCGAGGCUCAGUUCACCGUUGUCGACGAACACGGAGCUACGUAUCUGGUCCAUGGGCGGACUGCUGACACCGCGGGUCGUGCCGCUGAACUGAAGGCUGAGAUAAGCCUCGAGGGCAAGACGGUCAUAGGCAUCACCUCCACGGGGGGAGACAGGGCCACUAAUGCAGAGACCCAGAAGGCACUCUAUGUCCUUGGGGCUUUGCAAGGUCAGGUCAACCUCUUUGAGAGCCCCUUCCAGCGGUACAUCUGGUGCCCUGAAGAGGACUUCAGCUGGCCUGAGAACUUUGAAUCUUCUGACAAGGUUCCUAAGAUCUCUGAUGCUCAGCCACUGAACACUUCACAGCACAGAGCUGUUCACCAUAUGCUCUCCAACACCAAUCCUAAUCGUGUGACUGUCAUACAGGGUCCUCCUGGGACUGGGAAGACAUCUGUCAUAGCAGCCUAUGUCUGCUCUGCAAUUGCUGGUGGGAGGAGGGGUAUCUGGCUGGUUGCACAGACCAAUGUGGCUGUCAAGAACAUUGCUGAAAAGCUGGCCAAGGUUGGCUUUCUGGAUUGGAAACUCCUUGUCUCUAAAGACUUCCACAUGGGAUGGCAUGAACAUCUCUACACUGUCAUCAACAACAAUAUGAUUCGCUCUGACAGCUUCAAGCAUGCCCACAAACUCCUCAAAGGCUGCUCUGUCAUCCUUUCUACACUCUCCAUGCUCUCCAACCCUCGCAUCAAGAACUUCACUGCCUUUGUCCCUAUGGCCACUCUGGUUGUGGAUGAAGCCAGUCAAAUAUCCAUCAAUGAUUACAUCCCUGCUCUGCAACAAUUCCCAUCCCUUCGUAAAAUGUGUUUCAUUGGUGAUGACAAACAAUUGCCACCAUUUGGGCAGGAUGAAAAUGAGGAGCUGAAGAGCAUAUUUGAGGUUCCUCACCUGCGCUCAAGUGCACAGAUGCUUGAUACACAAUACAGAAUGCCACCCCAUAUUGGGGACUUCAUCUCUACAGCUGUGUAUGAUGCUCAGCUGGCAUCAAACCCCCUCCACCCCAUCCAAAUUCCUGAGAGUUACUUUGUUGAUGUGGAGGGUGGUGAGGAGAAGAGAGAUGGCACAAGUUGGAAGAAUGCUCCUGAGAGGCAAGCAGCCCUAAAGAUUGCUGCCAAGCUCCAGGAGGAGGGCAAGGACUACAGGAUCAUCACCCCUUAUGAUGCACAGAGGAAUCUCCUUGAAGGAGAAAUGAAGGAGAUGGGUCUUGCAUGGCAGGACAAAUGCUUCAAUGUGGACUCCUUCCAAGGCAAUGAGGAGGACUACAUCAUCAUCUCUCUUAAGGGCAUGUUCAUCUGUACCAAGUGGGACUUUGUCACAGGCACUGCUGCUAACACCUUGGUGGGGCAAAUGGCUCAGGCAUGGGGUGCAGAGGCCUGGAAAGGCUCAUGGGAGUGGGAUGAGCCAGAGCAGGCUCAGCAGGAUGUAGCAUAA